AUGUCGACUACCCCGCGCCGUUCACGCACUCCGACUCGCGUGCCCUCAUAUCCUGGCACCCCUGACCUGGGUCGCUCACCUUCCCGCCUCGCGACCCCACCCGCCAUCCGUUCAGUUGCAUCGGUGUCCUCAUUUCGGGUGUACAGCCAUGGAUCUUCGUCAACGCAUACCCCCGGCUCUGUGGCUCCCACGGCAAUGGAGGGAGGGGGAAGCAGCUCUUCCCCGUCGGGGGCUGAAGGCAUCAUGAUCGUUCAAGAGCCUGACGCAGACGUGGACCUCGUCGACGGCGACGAAGGAAGUGCUGCCGGUAUUGUGGAGUCUCGUGCAGGAAACGAAGAAUCCAAGAAGAUUCUCCGCGAGCAGUUACGCCGGACUCUGAGCAAGAAAGAGUCGUUUCAAGCAGAGCGAUACACCACCCGCCAGUACUUCGUCCUGACAGAUGCAGGAAAGCCGGUAUUCGUCAGUGACCGAGACGCGAACUCGGAUGGUGUAACGUCCAUGUUGGGUGUUGUCCAAGCCCUUAUCUCUAUCUUCUUGGACGACAACGACAAGCUGCGGAGCAUUAACUCGAGAGACUUGCAUAUAGUCUUCCUCCUCCGGCCGCCUUUGUAUUACGUUUGUGUUUCCUCUUGGGGUGAGCCGGAAUCAGUGGCCAGGUUUCACCUGGAAUACCUACACUUGCAGAUAUUGAGCAUAGUCUCAGCUGAACAGUUGAGGCGAAUGUUCGAGCAACGGCGGAAUUUCGACCUGAGACGGCUACUAGGAGGCGCAGAACCAUUCCUCUAUUCUUUGUUGGCUAGACUGGAGUGGGACCUGGCUAUGAGCACAUCGUCGCUCCAUUGCUUGAAACUUGACCCAGUGCUGAGGAAGUCGGUCGCGGACAUCUUGGUGCCUAAAUCGAAGAUCAAGGACAUACUCUACGUCAUUGUGAUAGCUCAGGGACGUGUUAUCACCUUGGUCAGACCAAGGAAACAUUCUAUUCAUCCAUCAGGCGAUGCAGAUCUUCACAUCCUCAUCAACACCAUCCACUCGCCAUCCAUCCUCAAUAACUCCGCUGCGGCGUCCUGGCUCCCCGUCUGUCUACCGAAGUUCAAUGCCUCCGCUUUCGUCAAUGCCUACGUGAUGUUCCUUCCCCGGGAAGACGCUCCGGAAGCUCCAGUAAAGUCUUCGUCCACCUCGUUAGACGACGCAGGAAGCACACGGGGGAAGGGCCCUGCCCCUGCAGAUACGGCUGACGUGGCCACUAGUCCCCGGGUUCCGACGGUCGCAAUUGCGCCCAGCUCGGUGCCCGAUGUCGCCGUCGUGGCAGUCAGCGGUAGCGCGGACUUCGACGCCGUGCGAAGCUGGUGCGACACCGUUUCACGCAGGCUGAACGAUGACGGCUUGUCGCGGAUGCUCGCGAGGGCUAUCGCCCAGGGGGACACCGAGUACUCUGUCUCCAAUCUUGGCGUCCCGGGAUUGAGGCACUUCGUGUACAAGUCGCGCUCGCACGUCCAACUGACAAUGCCCACCUUCGAGGAGCCGUAUGACGACUUGAACGAGAAGCGGAGACUGGUCACGCUGUACCAGACGGUGUACGACGCGAUCCACGCAAAGUCAGGCCAGGAGCGAACACUCAAGCUCCAGUACGUACGAACUAGUCAAGAGUGUGUGAUGGGCUGGAUCACUCAGCCUUUUGAGUUGUACCUGGCCUUGUCCCCUCGUUUGCCAAAGAGCGCUGCUGUAGGGGCCGCAAACGCCAUCGCACGCUGGGUGCAGAAGGAAGAGAAGCAGCUGUUCUUGAAGGAUGCUCCCGUAUUCUAG
Messenger RNA from Epithele typhae, 1803 nucleotides. RefSeq names its product trafficking protein Mon1-domain-containing protein. Gene Ontology annotation, biological process: vesicle-mediated transport; protein targeting to vacuole. Gene Ontology annotation, cellular component: Mon1-Ccz1 complex; fungal-type vacuole membrane. Bases 1 to 1803 code for a protein of 600 amino acids. NCBI's taxonomy places the organism in Eukaryota, Fungi, Basidiomycota, Agaricomycetes, Polyporales, Epitheliaceae. The record is from RefSeq and is a predicted model, not a curated record. The transcript has 11 exons.